AUGACUCCAGAUUUUAAGGCUUAUUGGUUGCUCCCUGGAAAGACUCUUGAAGAUGGCCUUAGGGUUAUAUCUACUAGGGCUGACUUUGAAGUGAUGAAAUCAGUUGUGCACAAGGUUAAGAAUUUUAUUAUCUACUUUGAUCAGGGUGACACAAUUGCAGGUGUAGAUUGGGAUGAUGUAGUAGCUAAUCCUAUUAGUGAAUUGCCUAAGGUGCUUAGUCCUAGGAAGAUGUCAACUGCUGAUAGGAAGGUGCCAAACAAACAAGAUGACAGUGACAGUGAUGGUAGCUUAGAAGAUGACCCAGAUUUUGUGGAUAGUGACUAUGAUAUAUCAGAUGCAGAUGAUGACUUGUAUGUUGACAAUGUUGAUGUGGGUGUUGAAGACUUAUCUGACUGCAAGGCAAAGUUUCGGAAGAAAGCUAAGGGCAGUCAGUUGAAGGGGAAAGAAAUAGUAGUUAGAAAUUCUGAUGGGGAGGAAGUUUCCACUGAUGAUGAAGAUUUGCAGCUCCUAGAUUUAGAUGAUGAUGGUGAAGUGAGAUUAAAGUUUAAGGCUUUCAUGGCAGAGGAUGUUAAGAACCCAAUUUUUAAGGUUGGCAUGGUGUUUCCUUCAGUAGAAGUACUUAGAAGGGCCAUAACAGAGUACAGUUUGAAGGCUAGAGUGGACAUCAAGAUACCUAGGAAUGAGCAAAAAAGACUUAGGGCCCACUGUGUUGAGGGUUGCCCAUGGAACUUAUAUGCAUCAUUUGAUAGCAGGUCCAAGUCAAUGAUGGUGAAGACAUAUCUUGGGGAGCAUAAAUGUCAGAAGGAAUGGGUGCUGAAAGGUGUACUGCUAAAUGGCUAUCUGAGAAGUACAUUGAAACUUUUAGAGCAAAUGAUAAGAUGA
Oryza sativa Japonica Group (Japanese rice) is the source of this 882-nucleotide messenger RNA. RefSeq lists its product as uncharacterized. NCBI's taxonomy places the organism in Eukaryota, Viridiplantae, Streptophyta, Magnoliopsida, Poales, Poaceae. The record is from RefSeq and is a predicted model, not a curated record.